Drosophila mauritiana is the source of this 615-nucleotide messenger RNA. It is a transcript of the gene Vha14-2, whose product is annotated as probable V-type proton ATPase subunit F 2. The record is from RefSeq and is a predicted model, not a curated record. Bases 40 to 414 code for a protein of 124 amino acids. The transcript has 4 exons. Gene Ontology annotation, molecular function: proton-transporting ATPase activity, rotational mechanism. Gene Ontology annotation, biological process: proton transmembrane transport. NCBI's taxonomy places the organism in Eukaryota, Metazoa, Arthropoda, Insecta, Diptera, Drosophilidae. Gene Ontology annotation, cellular component: membrane; proton-transporting V-type ATPase, V1 domain.
CUGUUCCAAUUUUAUGAUAUUUGUUUCAGUCAAGAAAAUAUGUCGACGAACACAGAGGAUCUGGGACGCCUUUUGGCCGUGAUUGGGGAUGAGGACACGUGUGUCGGCUUUCUGCUUGGUGGCAUUGGAGAGGUCGACGAGGAUCGUGAGACCAACUUCAUGGUCGUGGAAAGGGACACCACCCCCAAACAGGUCGAAGAGUGUUUCAAAAAGUUCCUGAGGCGACCGGACAUAGCCAUCAUUCUGAUCAAUCAGGUUUACGCGGAUAUGAUUCGCCCCACUGUCGAUGCUCACAAUCUGGCCGUGCCCACUGUGCUGGAGAUUCCUUCGAAACAGCAUCCCUACGAUUCCUCCAGGGACUCGAUUCUGAAGCGGGCCCAAAGAGUCAUCAGUCCGCCCGAGAGGCACUACUAGCGGCUCAGUUUUCGGCAGUCACUUUUGGGGAGUUGGGGGAGUCUAAUGAAGGAUUUUGCAUACUUUUCAAAUGCAUACCAAAUGCUGGUGCUACAAAGUCGUUGGAACAGUUCUCGAAAACAGAUACACACAAACAUAGAUAUAUUCACACAGAAAUGAUGGGGGAAAAUAAAGCUUAUACCUACAUGGGGCAACUUUUCA